Messenger RNA from Anopheles darlingi, 1466 nucleotides. Its product is annotated as valacyclovir hydrolase. The record is from RefSeq and is a predicted model, not a curated record. NCBI's taxonomy places the organism in Eukaryota, Metazoa, Arthropoda, Insecta, Diptera, Culicidae. The transcript is spliced from 4 exons. Bases 181 to 1431 code for a protein of 416 amino acids.
GCAACACAAUCCCACGCAUGUGUUUGUUGGUGUUUUCUCGAGCGGAAAGUGUCAACUUUUUACGUGGAACCAAUUUUCUAAAAACGUUGAAUUUUGUUUUAUUGCAACUAGAAUUUUACCACCCUAUUAUUAGGACAUAUUUUAGUUUGGACAGCAUAAUCUUGAAGCCCAAUCAACGAGAUGCCUCUGCUGGCUUUCGUCGCGCGAAGCCGCUUGCAGUUGGUGUCCAAAGCCGUACGGUCAUCAUCAUCUUCUCGGCAAAUGUCCACUGAACCCAGACAGGAUCACCUUCGCAUCGGCUCCCAUGAUGUGCAUUUCGUGGAGGCUGGACAGGGCAGCAGGGGCUUAAUUCUGUUGCCCGGUGCGCUCGGAACUGCUUGGACCGAUUUUAAGCCCCAAAUCGAGAAGCUUCCUACGUUGUUACCGCAGCACAAACUGAUUGCAUGGGAUCCGCCGGGAUACGGUAAAUCCCGACCGCCCGAAAAACGUUUCUCGCUGGACUUCUUCGAGCAGGAUGCGGCCGCCGCCCACGAGCUCAUGCAAAAGCUGGGAUUCGAUCGGUACAGCAUCGCGGGCUGGAGCGAUGGGGGCAUCACGGGAAUGAUACAAGCUGCCAAUCAUCCCGACCGAGUGGAGAAGCUCAUCAUCUGGGGCUCGAACUCUUACAUCUCGGAUGCUGAAACGAAGAUAUAUGAAGAUAUUCGGGAUGUAAGCAAGUGGUCGGCAAGAAUGCGUGAACCGAUGGAGAAGGUGUACGGCGUGGAAUACUUUCCGAAGCUUUGGUCAGCGUGGGUUGAUGGUCUUUUACAGAUUCAUAAAGAAUGCGAGGGAGACAUUUGUAGCAGAAAGCUAAGCAAGAUUAAGGCUCCCACACUCAUCGUACACGGAGCCAAAGAUCCGAUGAUCAUCCCGGAACAUGUGCCUUAUCUGUUGAACAACAUCAAGAACUCAGACAUUCAUGUGUUCCCCGAGGGAAAACAUAACAUCCACCUGCGCUUUGCGGAUGAGUUCAACAAGCUGUUGAACGGAAAGGAUUGUGCGCCAAGUGUUGGUCUUCGUGGCUCGGAAGGUGGAAUAGGGUACGGCGGAUCGUCCGAUCGUACCAAAAAGCCCUUUUCGAGACCCUUCAACAAGUCUCGGCUUGAGACGUCAACAACAAGUACGGUCGUUCCGUCUGGUGUACCGGGGACGGGACCACCGAUUGUUGGCAAGAUGGCAUCCAGCAGUAGUAGCGGUGGAACCGGUCCUAGUACCGCCGACACGAGUGCCCUGAUGCGGCAGAACAAUGAACUACGCCAUCGGCUCCAGGAGGAAGCUAACAACUAUCGACGGCGAUUGGACACCUACAAACAAGCGCAAAACAAUCAAGCCGCAUUGGUCAGCCGUCUGCAGGCCAAGGUGAUCUACAGGGGCUGUCCAACGGCUCUCUAGUCUCGGUAACGAGUUGUUGGUAAAUAUCAGUUAAA